AUGGCCAAACGCCCUUCCCACUCCGUCACUCAUGGCGGAGGACGUCUUUUUUUUUUCCUUUUCGCCCACUGGGGCCUCAGCGACCCUCCAUCACGGCGAGACCAACCGUACAUAGUAUCCCUCUACCCCACAGAAAAGAGGAAUAGGCACGCGGACUGGAAUUGCGAGACUGUUCUAGCCAGAAAAAGGGGCGAUUUUGUCAGCGAAGUCGGGGCCGCAUUUUUGCCAGGUCUCAGACUCCUUACUAAGGCUUCCAGUGUGCUAUGGCGCAUCACUUCUAGAAUCGAUGGUCACGGAAUGCAAGACAGCGUGUUGAUCUCUCUCCACUCUGUUCCGAGGGCGCUGGUCGAUGUUCCUGAUCCAUCCACCAGAGUUGGCUCUUCUUCUUGUCUUUGGCCUAUACGAGAUGAAGCCGAGGGUUAA
Microsporum canis CBS 113480 is the source of this 423-nucleotide messenger RNA. RefSeq lists its product as uncharacterized. Lineage: Eukaryota; Fungi; Ascomycota; Eurotiomycetes; Onygenales; Arthrodermataceae. The transcript has 4 exons. The record is from RefSeq and is a predicted model, not a curated record. The coding region runs from base 1 to 423 and encodes 140 amino acids.